This is a messenger RNA of Laccaria bicolor S238N-H82, 1597 nucleotides long. RefSeq lists its product as uncharacterized. NCBI's taxonomy places the organism in Eukaryota, Fungi, Basidiomycota, Agaricomycetes, Agaricales, Hydnangiaceae. Bases 1 to 1389 code for a protein of 462 amino acids. The transcript is spliced from 2 exons. Gene Ontology annotation, molecular function: protein binding. The record is from RefSeq and is a predicted model, not a curated record.
AUGCCGUCCACUCUUAGGCGGUCUCAGCAGCGUGCGCUGACCUUUAGUCGUUCUUUAGCAAACACGAUCAAGUCUAAAUUAUUAUCCUCCUCUUUCUUCCAUCACACUUCCAAACCCCCUGUGGCUCAUGAUCACCUCCGCCACUCCAACGAUAUCAGCCGACCAAGACACCUUCGACGUACCCAAUAUCAUACUGACAUAUCCCAUUCUCACCAACCUACUCACUUUAUCCGUCGACUUCCUGUCGAAAUCCUCGCCCACAUCUUCGUACUUGGUUCACAGCAAGACGCUGCGUUUCCCAUUGCAAUCUCCCAUGUGUGCAGGGCAUGGCGCUAUAUUGCUCUUCGUACACCUUCGCUAUGGCGUUGUAUCAUCCUCAGUCCCCAUGAGCAGAUGUGGCGAGAGCGAAUACAUCGUGCGCGUGCCUGCACCUUGGAUAUACGGCUCAUCACCCGCGCCUCAUCUAGGCUAGGUCAACCUCGGACGGUGGAUGUUGAUCCAUUUACGGUCCAGUGGCACAUGCAUAUCGUCUUACCUCAUAUCCAGCGGUGGCGUUCUCUCGAUAUCGAGUUCCCAGAGUAUGCACCGUUUCUCUGGAAAGCGGCUCUUUCCAAUCUAUCAUAUGGGGCUCCAGCAGCGGCUCCCCUUUUGGAAGAUCUUUCACUUGUAUAUCGUGAUAACGAUGAUGUGGAUGAGUUUUGCUUGUUUUCGGGAUACGCCCCUCGACUCCGUCGAGUUACUUUGGACGGAAUCAGGCUCACUUGGCUUCCCUCGCUUUUCAGCAACCUCACCUUUCUCGAUUAUACCCAUCACGGAUUUACGACAGGUUAUCAAGCGGUUCACGACGUCAUUUCCAUUCUUCAGGUCUCUUCUUGCCUUGUCGAGCUAAGACUGGCAUUUCCCCCAAAGCGCACUGCAUCUUUACCGUCCUGGAUGGAUUCCGUCACACAACGCGUGACUCUGCCCCUUCUAGCCUCCCUCCACCUCCGAGUGGAAGGCGGGGAAAUCCCUUUUGAACUGGCCCAUCUCGUGACGCUCAUGUCAACCCCCUCACUCACCUCUCUGCGACUCAUCGAUCCGAGCCGCGGACAUCAUCCCUUUCCUCAAUUAAAGUCCUUUUUCUACGUUUAUGCCUUACCUCCCUCCCUACGCACUCUGUGCAUCGAGCAUGGGUGGUACGAUCAUCGCAUGAUAUCGCCCAUGGCUCACGCUUUGCCUAGGAUACGACAGAUCAUCGUGAAGAGGGCACAUGCGCCUGAGCAAGUACUCACUAUCAAUCGAGCAGCGAGUAAGCCGAGCAAUGAUUUGAAUUUUGGGCGGGCAGGCAGCGCUUAUAAUAACAGACAUUUACGAAUCCAUCGGUUGGACGUUCGGUACCUCUCCAAGUGAAUUCAAUCCAUUUUCAUUCGUUUUAUACGAACGCUUUCUUUUAUUUACUUACACUGUAUAAAUUCCCCCCUUCUUUUAUUUACUUACACUGUAUCAAUCCAUCCCCCUUUUGUAGCUACGGUACUUCUCUACCCACUUUCAAGUUGUAUAUUUAGCACACCUGUAUUUUUACGACACCUUGGUACAUUAAUGAGCUUUUUUAAUUGUA